AUACAGGAAAUAUCAAUUUUAUUAGUGGGAUGCAGCAUCAGAAAAUUUUAUAUAGGCGUAAUGAAUGAUUUCGUCAUUGAUUACAUUUUGGUUAGAUAUUGACAGUAUUUGUUAGAAUUCAGUAGUGGUUAUAGAUAUGGCUAAGAAAGAUAAGAAGUCAAAGGAAGCUAAAAAACUUCGAACAGCAGAAAAGGCUAAGAAGAAUCAAUCAAAGGCUGAAAUCAAAGAUAAAAAAGUUGCUAAAAAAUUAGGUGAAGAAGAAGAAGAUGAAGAUAUAGAUCAAAUCUUAGAACAAUUCGCCAAAGAGCAAGCAUUAUUCGAAGAAGUUAACAUCACUGUUACUGAAAGACCAUCAAAAAGAUUGAAUCCUACUAUGGUGGCUAAUCCUAUCAAUGGGAAACGUGAGUUUAUGUUAUUUGGUGGUGAAUCAAAUGAUGGAUCAAUUGCUCAUUUUUAUAAUGAUUUAUACGUCUAUACCGUUGAUAAUGAUACCUGGAGGAAGAUAAGUUCCAAGAAUGCACCAUUACCAAGAUCUUCCCAUGCUAUGUGUUCUCAUCCAUCUGGUAUAAUAUUAAUGUUUGGUGGUGAAUUUUCAUCUCCAAAACAAUCUACCUUUUAUCAUUAUGGUGAUACUUGGAUCUUAGAUGCUGAUAGCAAAGAAUGGUCUAAAAUUGAUCAAAAGAAAGGACCAUCCGCUAGAUCAGGUCAUAGAUUGGCCGUUUGGAAGAAUUAUAUUAUGUUAUAUGGUGGAUUUCGAGAUUUAGGAAAUAUGUCAACUUAUUUAAAUGAUUUAUGGUUAUUUGAUGUCACUACUUAUAAAUGGACUCAAGUAGAAUUUCCACAAACUCAUACUAUUCCUGAUGCAAGAUCAGGUCAUUCAUUUUUACCAUGUGCUGAUGGUGCCAUUGUCUAUGGUGGUUAUUGUAAAGUUAAAGCAAAGAAAGGUUUACAAAAAGGUAAGGUUUUAACUGAUUGUUGGGUUUUAAAGAUGAAAUCAGAUCCUAAGGCAAUUAGAUUUGAAAGGAAAAAGAAGCAAGGUUCAAGUCCUACUGCCAGAGUUGGUUGUUCAUUGGUAUAUCAUAAGAAUAGAGGUAUAAUGUUUGGAGGUGUUUAUGAUUAUGAAGAGAGUGAAGAACAAUUGGACUCAGAAUUCUAUAAUACUUUGUAUUCGUAUCAUAUAGAAACAAAUAGGUGGUAUAAUGUUUCAUUAAAGAGACAGAGAGCUCCUAAAAGAGAACGUGUUAAAGAAAGAUCAAGAGAUGAAGAUCUUGAAAUAUUAUUGAAUUCUAUUUUAGCCAAAGCCAAAUUAAAUGAUGACGAUGAAGAAGAAGAUGGAGACAAACAGAUUUCAGAAAUUGAAAGAUUGAGACAAAAAGAAGAGCUUGAAGAAGCCGAAGAGGAAAAGAUAGUGUAUCCUAUUAUGAAUCAAUUACCUCAUAAAAGAUUUAAUUCUACUUUAUGUGUAGUUGAUGAUACCUUAUUUAUAUACGGUGGUAUCUUUGAAAGAGGAGAACAAGAAUUCAAUUUAGAUUCUUUAUAUGCUAUUGAUUUAGGUAAAGUUGAUGGGGUUAAAGUGUUAUGGGAAGAUUUAACUGAAAUGGAGAAAGAUGUGGUUAAUUCAGAUGAUGAAGAUGAAGAUGAUGAUGACGAUGAUGAUGACGAUGAUGAAGAAGAUGAAGAUGUUAAAUUGGAAGCUGAAGAUGAAGAUGAAGAAGAGGAAGAAGAGGAAGAGGAGGAAGAUGAAAUUCCAGAUCCAAGACCUUGGUUACCACAUCCAAAGGCUUUCGAGUCAUUAAGAGCGUUCUACGUUCGUACUGGUCCAAAUUUCUUAGAAUGGUCUAUUUCAAGUCACAGAGAUGAAAGAGGUAAAUACUUGAAGAAGGCAGCCUUUGAUUUAUGUGAAGAAAGAUUCUGGGAAAGAAGAGAACAAGUUGCUAUAGAAGAAGAUAGAUUAGAAGAUUUAGGUGGUGUUGGAGAUAUCAUUGAAAAAGAUACUUCCAAAGUUACUAAAAGACGUUAGAUUAUAGAUGUACAUAAACUUUUUUAUUAAUUUAUAAAUAUUUAUCUAAAUAAUUAUAUUACAUGA
This is a messenger RNA of Scheffersomyces coipomensis, 2086 nucleotides long. RefSeq lists its product as uncharacterized. NCBI's taxonomy places the organism in Eukaryota, Fungi, Ascomycota, Pichiomycetes, Serinales, Debaryomycetaceae. The transcript has a single exon. Bases 137 to 2020 code for a protein of 627 amino acids. Gene Ontology annotation, molecular function: protein binding. The record is from RefSeq and is a predicted model, not a curated record.